AUGUGUAUGACAACCGUUCUACGAGGCUUCAAGGUCCCGCUACCUAUACUCGACGCCUUCUUACUCGCCAACAACAUUUACGAGUCUGAGUCACUUUGUCGGGGUAUCCCACCCUUUUACGAAUACAACAGCGUCGACGAGGUCACUACACUCCUGCGUAACAAGGUCGGCAACGGAGAUAAUAAGACUCGUAUCUUUAUCCCAUCACGUACAGGCUUUGACUUUGCAUCGUCCGCCUAUAUUGCUUUCGACUGGAUAGUAGUCUUUGCACAGCACAAGUUGACGGAAUUUGAUACUAGCCCGCCCCCGGGUUUUGAGGAGCUUCGGAGGGAGAUCUUGUCCUACGCCGAAGGGGACGUUUCGCAGGAUGCGAAAUACCAAAAUUCCGUCUAUGUCGUUAUCACUGACGGGCGGUUUCUAAAUCCACCUGAGAUUCACAACCGUAAAAUGCUUGAGACGGAGCAGCCAAGUGCCGAAGUUUGGAUGGAGAUUGACUGA
This is a messenger RNA of Diaporthe batatas, 498 nucleotides long. RefSeq lists its product as uncharacterized. Bases 1 to 498 code for a protein of 165 amino acids. Lineage: Eukaryota; Fungi; Ascomycota; Sordariomycetes; Diaporthales; Diaporthaceae. The transcript has 2 exons. The record is from RefSeq and is a predicted model, not a curated record.